UAACAACAACAACAACAAUGGCCUCUGUCUACAGUUGUAUGGAAUGCGGCUCCAACCUCAAUCUCAACGCCAUCUACGCAUACCCACCCGAUUUCUACUUCGAAGCCGGCAACAAAGACUCCGUUUCCUUCUCUGCCGUUGAUGCUUCCAAGUUCAAGUUCGAGAAGGAGGACAAGAUUCGACCCUUCUUUGAGACCGUUAACUACUGGGGAAUCCAGAGGAAGAGGACUAAGAUCAAGUGCAAUAGUUGUGCCCAUCUUCUUGGUUAUGUUUACGAUGAUGGCCCUCCUCUUACCAACAGUCCCGGUCAAUUUCACAUGGGACCUAGCCAAGUUAUCCCCAGAGCCCCUAGAUAUAGGUUCAAGACCAAAGCCCUUCAGAUCACUUCAAAUUAAACACUUUCUCGUCAUGUUUUUAUACGGAUCACAGUUUUUCUGUAUUAUUUCACACCCUUCUUUCGAAUAAAGUAAAAAUAGUUUUGUAAUAUUUCCAUUCAAUUCAAUUACUUCGUUGUAUAUUACCAAUUUGAAUUGUUUUGUUUGCUAAUUAGGGAAAUCAUUGUAAUUACAAGAGAAUCUGAUUUUUUGGGUACCUUGAUCUGCUUCUCAUAGAUUCAAGGGUGGGGACUUGGGAGUUGGAAUCAAAACGAUUCCUUCAUAUUUGAUGAAGACCUCGUUUUUGAUAGUUUGAAGGAUAGGGUAUUAACCACAACCCAAGUUUUCCGAUCUCCUUUUUGACAUUUCUUUUCAGUUCCCUUCAUGCUUGAUGCCUCUCCCAAAAUUGACAAAUUGGAAUUCUGUUUUGUUUACCUGGG
This is a messenger RNA of Abrus precatorius (Indian licorice), 814 nucleotides long. RefSeq lists its product as uncharacterized. Bases 18 to 395 code for a protein of 125 amino acids. The record is from RefSeq and is a predicted model, not a curated record. The transcript has a single exon. NCBI's taxonomy places the organism in Eukaryota, Viridiplantae, Streptophyta, Magnoliopsida, Fabales, Fabaceae.